CUCUCCCCAUACCCUGUUACUGAAAACGCGGAGAACGAAGGCAAGGUUCCCUUCUUUAAUGACAGAAACACGGGACCAUGUGGAGCUUCAGGUUGCUCCUCUUCUGGGGGUGUUGUGGUUUAUACAGCUCGCGUAUUCUCUCAACAAAAUCUGCGACAAUUGGUGUGAAUGAAUGUGAAGAUACAACUGUGUGCCCAGCUUAUGCAACCUGCACCAACACUCUGGACAGCUACUACUGCACUUGCAAAGGAGGCUUUCUGUCGAGCAAUGGACUGACGCGGUUCCGGGGCCCAGAAGUAACAUGCAAAGAUAUAGAUGAAUGUUCUCAAAGCCCCCAACCAUGUGGUGCCAACUCAGUCUGCAAAAACCUGCAGGGGAGAUACAAGUGCAGCUGCUUGCCUGGUUUCUCUUCUCCCACUGGAAAUGACUGGACCUCGGGAAAGCCGGGUCAUUUCUCAUGCACAGACAUCGAUGAAUGCCUCUCCGAUGGGGUCUGCCCAGAGCAUGCUGAGUGUAUCAACUCCUUGGGAAGCUACAAUUGCAGCUGCCAGGUUGGAUUCAUCUCUCACAACUCGAUCUGUGAAGAUGUGGAUGAAUGUGCCGACCCCGCAACUUGCCCAGAGCAUGCAACUUGUCACAACAGUCCUGGAAGCUACUCUUGUGUCUGCAACCUAGGAUUUGAAUCCAGCAGUGGAAACACAAGCUUGCAGGGCCCAGGAGACACAUGUGAAGACAUUGAUGAGUGCCUUUACAUCAGCCUUUCCAAUGCAACAUGCACCAACACCCCUGGGAGCUACUUCUGCACCUGCUCUCCUGGCUUUGCACCAAGCAACGGACAGCUGAACUUCACAGGCCAAGACGUGGAAUGCAGAGAUAUCGAUGAGUGCUCCCAGGACCCAUCACCAUGUGGCCCCAAUUCUGUCUGCACCAAUGCCCCGGGCUCCUACAGCUGUAGCUGCAUUGAGGGCUUUCGUCCCGAUCCAGAAGGCUCCUUCAACUUCAACUGCAAAAGGAUUCCCUUCAAGUGUAAAGAAGAUGUGAUACCCAACAACGAGUGGGUCCAGCAAUGCCAAAUGGGAGAAGCAGUGAUGGCUGAAUAUGGUUCCUUCUGCACACUAAUGAAUGCCACCUUCAGUGUUCUGGACAAUGCCUGUGAAAAAAAAACCACCGUGGUUUCUCUGAAGAGUGCGGCUGAGAGCCUUACCUCUGUGCUCGAACAAACAUCCACAUGGUCCAACUUCUCCCAAGAGGAGACCUCUGCCCUGGCCACUGUCAUACUGGAGAGUGUGAAAAGCAGCAUCCUGGCAGCUUUCCUGAAACCCUCAGCCAAUGUCACUCAGACUGUUCAGACGGAACACUUGGAAAUUGAAAGCAAGGUCAUCCAGGGAGAAUGUGCUGAAGAGAACGUGAUCCUUCACUUCAAAGCCAAAGGGAAUGAGAUGAAAAUUCGGUGCUCUACAAUCAAGGAAUCUGAAUCCAUAGGGAAUAUCACAGGGACCAUCGGGGUAGCUUUUGUCUCCUUUUCAGGGAUGGAGUUGUUUUUAGAUAAGAGUUUCUUCCAAGACCCUCAGAACCCCUUGGCCAAUUCCCAGAGGAGGCUAAAGAUGAAUUCUCACGUUGUGCAGGGCAUCAUGACUGGGGAGAAGCAAGAUGGGUUCUCUGACCCAGUCAUUUACACGCUGGAGAACAUCGAGCCAAAGCAGACGUUUGAGAGUCCUGUCUGUGUUUCCUGGGACACAGAUAUGGAGGGUGGCAGGUGGAUACCCUCUGGCUGUAAGAUCCACGAAGUUUCUGAGAUGUAUACUACGUGCAGCUGUCAUCACAUGAUGAACCUGGCCGUCAUCAUGGCUUCUGGGGAGCUCACGACGGAGUUACCCUUGCACAUCAUUAGCCACGUGGGUUUGAUCAUCUCCCUGGUGUGUCUCGUCUUGGCCAUCGCCACCUUCCUGCUGUGUCGUGCCAUUCACAACCACAACACCUACCUCCACCUGCACCUCUGCGUGUGCCUCUUCUUGGCCAAGACUCUCUUCCUCACCGGUGUAGACAAGACUGACAACCAGACGGGCUGUGCCAUCAUUGCAGGCUUCCUGCACUACCUUUUCCUCGCCUGCUUCUUCUGGAUGCUGGUGGAGGCUGUGAUGCUCUUUCUUAUGGUCAGGAACCUGAAGGUGAUGAAUUACUUCAGCUCUCGCAACAUCAAGAUGUGGUACCUCUGUGCCUUUGGCUACGGGCUCCCAGGGCUGGUGGUGGCUGUCUCAGCCGGUGUGCAACCACAGGGUUACGGGAUGCCUAAUCGCUGUUGGCUGAACACAGAGACAGGGUUCGUCUGGAGUUUCCUGGGACCAGUCUGUGCCAUCAUCCUGAUCAAUUCCAUCCUCCUGACUUGCACGUUGUGUAUCCUGAGGCAGAAGCUUUCCAGUGUCAAUGCUGAAGUCUCCACGCUCAAAGACACCAGGUUACUGACGGUCAAGGCGUUUGCCCAGCUCUUCAUCCUGGGGUGCUCCUGGGUGUUGGGCAUUUUCCAGAUUGGAUCCAUGGCCAGUAUCAUGGCCUACCUGUUCACCAUCAUCAACAGCCUGCAGGGGACCUUUAUCUUCAUCAUUCACUGUCUGCUCAACCGCCAGGUGCGGGAAGAAUACAGGAAGUGCAUUACCAGGAAGAUGAAACGUAGCCCUGAGUCCCAGACCUCAGGGAUGUUACUGUCCUCUGUCCCCUCCACCUCUAAAUCGGGCUAAAGGUCUUUCUUACUGCCAGCAUGCUAUGAAGCAACAUUUGAGGAAAGCAGAUACCUACGGGAGCCUUCUCUGAAAUCUCUUCCCGGCUUAAUGUGCAGAUGUGGGAUCCUGCCAGCCCCAGAACUCUCUGGGAAGCAAGAAUUUCUGUUUCAGAUUAUCAGUUCUGCUCUUUGAGUUCCCAGAGUUUUGUGGAAGCAACAGAUCCCAGUGCAAUGGCAUGACCAAGAUUAUCGGGCUACCGUUUUGGUUUCUCCUAAAUUCAUUGUUGUAUGGCUCCAAGUGUGCUUCUCCCGCACUCAUCAUGUGCCUGACACAGAGCAGCCCUCAAUAAAUUAUUUGUCAUAUGACUGACCGACUUAGCCUUUGACAAAGAUUCCUGCUGCUCUUAAAGAAACAGUCAGUGUCACGGUAAUGGUGGCCCCGGGGUAUGAAUAAAACACUUAGACCUAUA
Leopardus geoffroyi (Geoffroy's cat) is the source of this 3186-nucleotide messenger RNA. It is a transcript of the gene ADGRE1, whose product is annotated as adhesion G protein-coupled receptor E1. The coding region runs from base 78 to 2735 and encodes 885 amino acids. The transcript has 21 exons. Gene Ontology annotation, molecular function: calcium ion binding; G protein-coupled receptor activity. NCBI's taxonomy places the organism in Eukaryota, Metazoa, Chordata, Mammalia, Carnivora, Felidae. Gene Ontology annotation, biological process: adenylate cyclase-activating G protein-coupled receptor signaling pathway; cell surface receptor signaling pathway. Gene Ontology annotation, cellular component: membrane. The record is from RefSeq and is a predicted model, not a curated record.